AUUACUACGAGUCAACUGAUCUGCAAAAAAAGACUCCCAAAGCUUUCGUAUUUUGCACGUCCAACUUAUACGUGCAAAAUUCGAUCCCGCUUCUCGCAUAAAAAUCUCACUCUCCAAGCUUAAACGUCUCAUUAAAACUUGUGCACUUGACUAAGCACCAAUUUAUCAAAUUUGUAUCCAGAAUAAAAUUCAAAAUGUGGGUGGAACUCGUUAUCCUCAUUUUCACCCUCAUCUCUCUCGGCUUCCUUUACUUCCACCUCGCCCAACGACGCCAUGCCGCCUUCUGGUCGUCCAAGAAUAUCCCAUUCGUCCAAAAGGGGACGACUUGGAGUGAACUUUUAACCUGGAAGAAGACCAUGUUCGAUCAAAACUAUUACGCCGAGUUGAAGAAAAUUGGUGCCAAAUUUGGCGGAGUUUACGAGCAAGGCUCGCACGCUCUCUUCGUUAAUGAUCCUGACCUCCUUCGUGCCGUCUUUGUCAAGGAUUUCGACCACUUUGAAGAUCGCCGAGAUGUCAAGACCACCGACCCCAUGAUGUCAAAAAUGCUCGUUGCUCUUCACGGCCAGGAGUGGAAAGCCAUGAGGUCGUUCCUCUCACCAACCUUCACGUCGGGCAAGCUACGUCGGAUGUUUGCACAGUUUAAUAGUUCCGGAAAACGGUUGGAAACUCAUGUAGGAAACAUUCCAGUAAACCCGGAAACUGGCUGUCACGUCGUCACGAUACCCGAACUAGCGAGGCGUUUCACCGUCGAUGUUAUUGGGGCGACGGUUUUUGGAAUCGAGACAGGCGCACUGUCCGAACCGGAUCCGAUUUUUUACCGUCUGGCGACAAGAGCAGUGAAACCUUCAAAGUUUCUAAUUAUGAAGUUUCUCGUAUUCAUAUUUGCUCCAAAGAUAGCAACCCUUUUGAAAAUCAAAGCCUUUGAUGCUGAAGUGAUCAACUAUUUUAAGGGGAUUCUUUCCACGGCGUUGAAACAGAGGGAGGCAUCGAAGGAGAAGAGGGACGACUUUCUGCAGUUGAUGGUGGAGGCGAGGCAUGAAGGGAAAGGAGAAAAGAGCGAAAAUGGGGAUAAAACAGCAAUGUCAAUGUCGGACGACUCCAUCAUGGCGCAAUGUUUUCUCUUCUUUUUCGCCGGGUUUGACACCGUGGCGAAUUUGGUGUCACUUUCCUGCUACGUGCUCGCUGUGAAUCCAGAGCUUCAGGAAAAGGUGAGGGAAAAUGUGGAGGCCGCGGUGGAGUCGACGGGGGGAGAGGUGACGUAUGACAGCGCGUCGAAAAUGGAUUAUUUGGACAUGUUUAUUGCGGAAACGCAACGAAUGUACCAAAGCCAGCCCCGUUUAGAACGAAAGUGUACGAAAGCCUGGAAAGUUCCUGGGUCGGAUUUUGUCGUGCCAUCCGGCAUGAUUGUGAUGACUGACCCAGAGGCAUUCCACUUUGACCCGGCCUACUACCCGAAUCCGGAACAGUUUGAUGUUGAGAGAUUUUCUCCAGAGAAUAAGGCUAAACGCAACCCGUACGUGUACCUCCCGUUCGGUUUGGGCCCAAGAAACUGUAUCGGAAUGCGGUUUGGACUUAUCGAGGCUAAAGUAGCUAUUGCUCAUUUAGUCAAAACCUUUGAAAUCUUGCCCACCCCAAAGACACCCAUUCCGAUCAAGAUGGACAGGGUAUUUUCCGUGUCAAAGGCUCCGGCAGAUUUGGAGAUUUGUCUCAAGUUUAGAAGCAAGCAAGAAUAGAAAAUAUGCAUGCUUUUGAAUACGUUUAAUUAAAUACGUUUAAUUCAUUAAAUGGGAUGAGGUUUAUUGUGGUACAAAAAGUGUGUGCGCUAGUAGAUAUUUUUCUUAUGUAUGUAUGUAGCUGUAAUAUAACUAAUUAACAGAAAUAAAUACACAUGAAAUUUA
Messenger RNA from Folsomia candida, 1898 nucleotides. Its product is annotated as cytochrome P450 9e2. Lineage: Eukaryota; Metazoa; Arthropoda; Collembola; Entomobryomorpha; Isotomidae. Gene Ontology annotation, molecular function: oxidoreductase activity, acting on paired donors, with incorporation or reduction of molecular oxygen; iron ion binding; monooxygenase activity. The record is from RefSeq and is a predicted model, not a curated record. The coding region runs from base 195 to 1733 and encodes 512 amino acids. The transcript has 2 exons.